Molecule: messenger RNA, 739 nt
Organism: Frankliniella occidentalis (western flower thrips)
Lineage: Eukaryota; Metazoa; Arthropoda; Insecta; Thysanoptera; Thripidae
Exons: 4
Coding region: 105-716 (203 amino acids)
Source: RefSeq, a predicted model, not a curated record
GUAUACAGCCUGGACCAAGUUUGUACCGAACAACCGCGUUCUAUAGUUCUGUAAAACAUGCGAGGCCGGGCGCACCGGUCAGUGGGCAUGCGCCCGAGCUCAGCAUGGGGAAUGCGGCGCCGGCCGUGCUCGUCUGCGUCGUGCCCGCCGUGCUCGCCUUCACCUCCCUGCGUUCCUCCGUCAAUUCGUACGCCGGCCCGUACAACAUCGUGUUCAAAGAGACGGCUCAGUGCCCCGCAGGCACCGUCGGCCCGGGCGGCGUGGUGGCCAACGUGACGGGCAACAUCCACCACUCGAGGACCAUCAAGGCCUCGGUGUUCGACGGCGCGCUCCUCGUGAUGAGGGACGUCGGCGUCGGCGACCUCGGGGUCAAAGUCGCCGUCGCCAAGUGGGACAGCGUCGCCGGCUGGAAGGAGAACUUCGUCCGCAUGGACGGCGGCGAGUAUUGCAACGUGCUGGUCACCAUUGGGAGGGAGGCCGCUUCGGAGGUGAGCCGCCACAACCCCAAGUUCCCCAAGAGCUGCCCGAUACCCAAAGGUACGUACAUUUUCAACAAUCUGAGCUUCGAUUUUUUACAACGCUGGGAACACUUUCCAGUCUUCCCCUACGGCCGGUUUAGAGGAGACAUGCUUCUUUAUGAUAUGAAAUCCAAGCAAAACAUAGUCGGAUGUUUCAGAGGUGUCAGCGAUAUUGUUCCGAGAAUGAAGAAAAGUUGAUAAUAAAUAAGUUUUCCAUCAAG